CCGGAUUGUUGUGAAAGACUCGUCAAAACAACUCCUCGCUUCCUCACUCCACUCCCUCAUUACGAUCGCCAAGCCCGCAGUCAGCAUCAGCAUCAGCAUCAGCACAUAGCCCUGUCCUAUCCAGCCUGCAUAAGCAAGACCAGGAUGCGAGAUGAAAACCAAUGAGAUUAAACCAGUGCGUGAGAAACGUGAGAAAGCUGAGUACAAGACUGCCUGGACAGCCUUCUGUGAUGAGACAGUUGCAACCAGAGAUAGGUAUAUUUUGCUGUUGGUAGGGCUGCGGGUCUUACUGUGUGGAAAUCAUGUGUGAGAUUUUCGAUGGCGAGAGGUGUGUGGAUGGGAGGAUAAGGUAGUAUAUUAAGCUUGGAUAGACCGGCUCUUAAAAGCCUUGUCAUUUUCAUACAAUUGUCUUCUUUGAUUUUUGAGCCUAGGUAACGAGACUCGCUUCCACGCAUCACCUGAACCGCCUCUGAAUAUAACAAAACACACCACCACAACCCUCGCCAGAGGCGUCACCCAAAACAAAAUGUCCCACCCCAGUUCCCGCUCAAGCAGCUCCUCAGCAUCAACAAACAAAGCACAAAAACGCCUCAUCGUCUCCUGCGACGGAACAUGGCAAUCAGCAGACAACAGCUCCCCCCUCGACAACACCAACGCCAUCAACUUCUGCCGCGCACUAAAACACAACCGAGGCGAAGAUGAAAAGGAGCAAAUCAUGUUCUACCAAGCUGGCGUGGGAAGCGACGCGUUAACAAAGAGCCAGAAGUUGCUUUCGGGCGGUUUCGGACUCGGUCUCGAAGAAAACUCCCGCGAAGCUUACUCCUACCUCGCGUACAAUUACCGCCCUGGCGACGAGAUAUUCCUCAUCGGAUUCUCCCGCGGCGCGUACACCGCUCGCUCAGUCGCCGGUCUCAUCGGUGCACUAGGCAUGCUGUCUCGUGACGGUAUGCAGUAUUUCAAAGCCGUAUACGCUUUGUACAAAGCUGCGAAGACGACGGCGGGGUUUACGAAAGCCCUGGAGAGGUUCAUUGAGGAGGAGAAGUUGGAGGGGACGGAGUGGAGGAUCCCGCCGAGUGAGGUGGAGAUUAAGGCUGUUGCUUGCUGGGAGACGGUGGGCGCUUUGGGGGUUCCGGAGAACUGGGUGACGAGGAUGGUGGGGGAGGAUGAGAAGUGGAAAUUCUUGGAUACGCAGCUGCCGGAACGCGUCGAAUUCGCCUUCCAAGCCCUCGGGCUCGACGAGCACCGCUCCUCCUUCUCCCCAACCCUCUGGUGGCGCGACCCCAACGCCCAAUUCACACGCAGCACCGACGGCUCCACCAUCCAGCCAACCCUGAUCCAAACCUGGUUCCCAGGCCACCACAGCGACGUAGGAGGCGGGCAACCCGACCACAAAAUCUCCAACAUCACUCUCGUCUGGAUGAUCGACCAGUUCACAUCCCGCUGCCUUCUCGACUUCGAUAUCGAUUAUGUGAAGAGGAUCUGCUCUCCAUCCCGCAACACAGCUGAUCCGUCCUGGACGAAAAACAAAGAUCCUUUUUAUUCGGGCUUUUUGCCGACUCUUCUGUGGAGUUUCCUGGGGAGUAAGAUCCGUACGCCGGGGAGGUAUAAGAGACCUGAGGGCGCGAAGGGGGUGAGUGUGGGGAGUAGGACGAAUGAGAAUAUGCAUUAUAGUGUAAGGGCGAAGAUGGAAGAGAGUGCGAAGGUGGGGGAUAAGAGGCCGUUGAGUCCGCCGAGUAGGGCUCUUGAGGGUUAUGUGUAUGAUGGGGAGAGAAGAUCGUGGGUUUGUGGGAAGAAGGGGAGGCCGGAGUUGACGGAGGUUGAGUUGCCGAGGACGGGGUUGUCGGCUGAGGGGGUGAAGAGUGAGAGUUUGGAGGCGUGGAUUUUUAGUGAGUGGUUGCAGAAGCAGGCGAAGGGUAACUGAAUAGAGGAUGUCGAGGGAUGACCGUGUCUGGAUUGGCAAAAAGAGGAGAAUAUAGUCGCAUUAUCGAUGGGUUCAGCGGGAGUACGUCUACUUUUGAUACCCGGAAGAAUUUAGAUUGAAUCAGUAGGAAUUUUGUAGCCUUUCGAACAUAGUCAGAUCAGUCGUAACAAUAAUAGAAUUGCUUGG
This is a messenger RNA of Cadophora gregata, 2107 nucleotides long. RefSeq lists its product as uncharacterized. Lineage: Eukaryota; Fungi; Ascomycota; Leotiomycetes; Helotiales; Ploettnerulaceae. The transcript has 3 exons. The coding region runs from base 527 to 1921 and encodes 464 amino acids. The record is from RefSeq and is a predicted model, not a curated record.